This is a messenger RNA of Komagataella phaffii GS115, 1134 nucleotides long. RefSeq lists its product as uncharacterized. Lineage: Eukaryota; Fungi; Ascomycota; Pichiomycetes; Pichiales; Pichiaceae. Bases 1 to 1134 code for a protein of 377 amino acids. Gene Ontology annotation, cellular component: membrane. The transcript has a single exon. The record is from RefSeq and is a predicted model, not a curated record.
AUGGUUGAACGUAGUGUUGAUAGUGAUCUUGAACAGUUUGAGAUAGAAAAUGAGGAAGAUUUUGAUAAAUUGAUUCAGAAGCCCCAGGAUACGAGCAUCGUCUCCAAGAUCACCAAUUCUGAUUUUUUCGGCAAUAAUCUGGGAUUACUGCUAAUAGUCAUAAGCAAAGUUUUCAAUUCAGUCAUGAUAGUGUGCUGUAAACUGCUAGAGAUGGAUCCAACAGUAGACCGUCCAAUUCAUGCUCUUGAAAUCUUAUCCGUCCGAAUGUUUUUGACUUAUAUAUGCUGUUACGCCUAUAUGCACCAUUUCAAGACGCCGGACUAUCCUUUUGGCCCCAAGGAAUGGCGACUUUACGGGGUAAUGCGAGGGGUAUUUGGGUUUUCUGGAGUGUUUGGAAUGUAUUUUUCUUUACAAUACCUCACGGUUCCCGAUGCUGUGGUCAUUACAUUUUUGAUUCCCUCAGUUGUUGGAAUCCUUGCCCGUAUAUUCUUGCACGAACGAUUCACCAAGAUUGAAGCAUGGGGAGCCUUGGUCUCCUUCCUUGGAGUAUUACUAAUUGCAAGACCUCCAUUUCUGUUUGGAGAACGAUCGUCUGAUGAAUCUGAUCAUAACGUCGAAACUAGUGAUCCAGCAAAGAGAAUACUAGCGGUUGCUGCCUCCUUGAUGGGGGUUGUUGGUGCAUCAAGUGUUACAAUUGUUAUAAAACAUAUCGGUAAGAACGUUCAUCCGUUAAUUUUAGUCUCCUAUUUUUCCCUAAUUACAUUUAUCAUUUCUACAGUGUCCAUCAUUUUCACCCCUGGUUUAGGGUUUCACGUUCCACAGACAUUACAUCAAUGGUUUCUUUUCAUACUCAUUGGUAUUUCUGGAUUCUUCAUGCAAUUCCUUCUGACUGAGGGUAUUCAAAGAGAAAGGAAAGCCAGUCGUUCAGCAUUAAUGUUCUACACAGAGAUCGUCUUUGUUAUCUGUUGGGAUUACCUUAUAUGGAAACAUGCGCCCAACACUUUAAGCUGGAUCGGUAUCUCGAUUAUUGUUACAUCUGCUUUGACGGUGGUGCUGGUCAAGGAUAAAGGUUCCGAGGUCCCUGUAGUACAGGAAGAACCAAUAUUUUUAGACGACAUAGACAUACGUAACUGA